This is a messenger RNA of Scomber scombrus (Atlantic mackerel), 6393 nucleotides long. It is a transcript of the gene casp8ap2, whose product is annotated as caspase 8 associated protein 2. Gene Ontology annotation, molecular function: transcription corepressor activity. The coding region runs from base 331 to 5634 and encodes 1767 amino acids. Gene Ontology annotation, cellular component: mitochondrion; PML body. Gene Ontology annotation, biological process: Fas signaling pathway; extrinsic apoptotic signaling pathway via death domain receptors. The record is from RefSeq and is a predicted model, not a curated record. NCBI's taxonomy places the organism in Eukaryota, Metazoa, Chordata, Actinopteri, Scombriformes, Scombridae. The transcript has 11 exons.
AGCCCCUCAACUUUGUCCCGCCGCUGCUGCACUGUAACGCUUUCAUCCAUGCCCGCUGAUUGCAGACGGACCGGGAACAUUUGAAUAAACCUCUGAGUAUCAGUAUAGUGGGUGUUCUUUAACGAUUCACUCCUGUUUGAACCGUGUUAUUAGAAUCUCGAGGAGAAGCAAACCCCAUGGCUGCUAGGCGGUGACACAGCGCGGGAAAAUGUCGUUACUUCCUGUGCACUGAAGUCUUGGCGCGACAUUACAGUUGUAAACAAUAAGAGGACGUUCAACAAUACGCAAACACGUACUCAUUAAUAAAGUGGGUCAGAGAUAUUUGGAAGAAUGGAGAAAAUUGACAUCAAUGAUGAAACUGGUUUCUUUGCGCCCAAUGUCAGUGAAGAUUCUGUGGAUAUCUACGAUGGGCUGGAAGUGGGGCACGGCAGCCAUGCAGAGAAGCCUACGCCAACUCCUCCUGUGAAGGACUCCAUGGAUCUAUAUGAAGAAAUAGUAACAGAGGAGCUGCAGAGCCAGGAGUCCUCUUACAAUGAGUUGAAGUCCAGAUUCCAAGCAGCUCAAAACCAAAUCAAAGAGUUGCGUAGGAGACUGGAGCAGAUGGAGUUGCAGAACACAGGGCUGAACACUGAGAACUACCGCUUGAAAAAGAACAUCUCUGCACUUUUACGAACAGCUAGACAGGAGGUGACACGAAAAGAUGCUGAAAUUCAGAGGUUGAACCAACGGUCAGAGACAGGUUCCCAUCAUCAGUCUCGUACAAAUAACCUGCAUCAAAGUUCCUCCCAUCGGACCUCCUCAGGCAGCUCCACCAGUAGGCCAACUCCUCCACCACCAUUAUGGUCCUCUGAAGACUCAAAAAGUCGAGAAAGGAGACAAGAUAAACCCAAAAUGGUCACAUCAGACUCUGAACAUGGUAAAGCUCACAGCUGUAAAGAGGCCUACAGCCGAGAGCAUAGAAAAAUCAAGAUGAGUGAUGGAAACAGCUUAAGGUCAGACUCAAAGGAGCGGAAGAAGUCUUCUUCAAAUCAACAUGCUGACCGCCACAGAGAUUCCUCCAAAGAGCAGGAAGGGGAUAAACUUUCAAAGGAUCAUCAGAGGAAGGAAGAGCGGCGACGUGAAGAUGAAAUUAGCAGGAAGCAUAAGAGAAGCACUGUGCCAGAGACGAGCAGAGAACAUGAAAAACAGAGAUCAAAAGAAUCAGACCAUGCUAAAGGUGAUGUCCAUAGCAAGGAAAGACCUGAGAAAACCCACGAGGCCUUAAAAAGAUUAUCCGAAGAUCCAAAUACAGCCAAUAAAAGCUCAACAGAGGAAAAUAUUCCAAACAGGAAACUGUGUUUCAUGGAAACCUUGAAUCUAACCCUUUCACCAAUUAAGAAGCCAUCAUUGCCCCUGGAUGGCACCCAAGAUGAGCUCACACUAGUGGAGAAGGAUCUAGAAGAAUCUGAGGGUUCACAGCCUGAUGUUGAAGACAUGUGUGUCAUCGAUGAAGUAGAGAGCAGUGAGAUAGAAGGCAGGUUGGAAGCUGGAGCAGAGCCUUCUGAUCUCAACAAAACUCUAACUUCUGAAAAUACGCCUAAGAAGUGUGAUGAAGAUUUCCAAGAAAAGGACAAGAUCCAGACAGAAACACCUGUGGCUGACAAGCAGCUUAAAGACCAUUCAUCCUCAGCACUUAACCACCCUCUUGAUACUGCAAACAAUCAGAUGACUGCACAUCUCACACCAAGAUCACCAGAGAGUAGUUCUCCAAAAGAAACAGACGAGGACACAAACAACCAUGUGGAUAAAGCUAAGUUGGUGCCAAGCAGCAAGGUAGAUGGAUCUGAACAACCGGAGGCUGCUGACGGUCUCAAUGAAACAUCUAGAAGCACUGACGAACGACACACAAGAAAUUCUUUACGGAAGGUCAACCGUGGAAAUAGUACUGAUCAGUCUGUUACUGUCUCAGAAUCUGUUGUACUUAAUUCAAGUGUAGAACUUUCCAAAAGUGCAGUACCACAGAGCCUCUCUCUGGAUUUAGUCACAGAAGACGUAGUCCCAUCAGACGGAGGGGGAACACCUGUCGCUGAAGACAUUACGGACAAGGCCAAACCCAAACCCAAAAGUCAGCACAUUUCUUCCACUAUCCUAUCUGUAGACUGCCAGCAAGGACUGUCUCCACCCGCUUCAUCCAGAUCCUCCCAAAAGAAAGAUGCUUGUCACGUGCAAGAUGGUCCUAAAGAUGCAGAUGCUGUAUCUAGUACAAUAAGCCUGGAAUCAGUUCCCCAAGAAGGGCUGAGUCUACCUGAGGCUAUUUACGUGCUAACAAGGUCAAAUGAAGAUACUAAUGACAGCAGUGGCACCGCAGCUGAGCCUAGCUCUUCCACCGGCUGUAUCGGUGUGUCAAAAGUCAGUAGUACAACAGAGGAGACGGCAUUGCCAGAGAAGCACAGCGACCUCGCAUUCACACCCAAGAAGAGCUUCAGUCCCGGGAAGAGUCACGAGAGGAAAGUCGAGCCUUCCAGUUCGAUACCGGUAUUUCAUGACGAGGACUCCAUGAUGCGCACACUGAGCAGUCUGAAAAGGAUGCCUGAUGCCAUAAGUCCACUGAGGAGCCCCAUACGGAUAACCAAGAGAAAUCAUCUCCAUGUUCAUGGCAAGCCUGGCCAUGUCAAAAGUCUUCAAAAAGAUUUCUCCAAUACACCUGCUGAAAUCAACUCAAAGAAGUUGGACGUAAACAAAGAAAACAAAUACCCAGGUUCCCCCUCACAACAAGAAGAGCAAAACCUGGACAAGCUACCCGACCUGCCUUCAAAUCUCUCUGACACUGAGCUGGAAGAAGGAGAAAUUUUAAGUGAAAGCGAUGAUGCGACUGCGGUUUCUCCAGCUCCUGCUAGCAAGAGGGCAAAGUUAGCACGACCGAUCAGAAAUAAACCCAAGUCCCUGUUAAAGGGGAAAUCUGAAGAGAGUUGUGUUACUGUUAAAGAAAUGACUGAAAAGGCUGAAGCAUCCACGCCAAGUCCAUCUAGCGCCAGCAAGAGUCGUUUUAAAACGGUUUGCCCUGCAGCGACCAAAGCUUCUUUUUCCACUAUAGAAGAAGUAAUUGAGACAUUUAAGUUGGUUCGCUCUGAAAUCCGCAAAAAGUACAUGAAGCUUCAUAAAACCUUCCCUAAGAAGAGCUUCUAUGGCGUGAUGGAUAAUUUUCAGGAGUCUUUUUUAGAAUUCGUGGACGGUGCCCAUUUCGGUCAGAUAUGCAGUCAGGCAGGCAAGCUUAAAUCCGAGCUGAAGAAGCUGGUCGCUUCUGUCUUCAGCAAAGUAGCAAAUAAUGGCAUUGUGAAACGCAUCUUUGAACAGCAGGCAGUGGAUCUGAAGCAGAAGUUGUGGGACUUUGUAGAUGUUCAAGUUGACUAUUUGUUCAAGGAUAUUGACACAACGCUGAAGAGCCUUUGCAAUCCAGCCAAAGCUCAUGCUGGGGACAAGAGGGGCGGCGGAAACGAGAAAGUGUCGAGACAGCCUCCUGUGAAGAAGCCACACUGUCAACAGAAGGAUGUACAGUCUCCUCCAGCCAGCCUGAGUCAAACCAAGCCUGGUGCUGUUGUGCCUUACAGAACAGGCCUCGGAAGCAGAGGCAAAGACAUUAGAAUGACUCAUGUAGAGAAAGACAGUAAAGCUGACCAUCGUCCACCAAAUAAUACACAAACAUUGGUUGACCUACGUCCACAUAAAAUUCCUUCAACUCCAGAGAAAAACCACAUGGCUUCAUUGGUCGUCUCUCAAAAUGUCUCUCUGCUUGACAAAACCGACUUUGAGCUGCUCACCGAACAGCAAGCUUCCAGUUUAACGUUCAACCUGGUGAGAGACUCUCAAAUGGGAGAAAUCUUCAAGUGCCUCCUGCAAGGAUCUGACUUGCUAGAAACCAAUGCAAUCACUGCAGACAACGCCACCUGGUCCCUCAGUACUCCAAGGAAAGAUGGAGAAAGACUCAUUAGCAUAACCACUCCAUCUAAAUUUGACUCUCCAUCUAAACUGCUUUCCCCAACCAAAUUCGACACUCCCUCUAAACUCGUCGCCACAUGGUCGAGCAUUUCACCUCGCAAGAUGUCGUCCCCACAGACCAAAGACCAGGUCCCGCUGAACCCGGCUUUAUUUGAUGAAAGCUGCUUGUUAGAGGUGCCAACAGAGAGUCGGACAAUGCUGCACUCCAGCCUGGCUUCACAGAGGUGUUACUCCAUUCUAGCCGAAGACCUGGCAGUCUCCCUCACCAUACCGUCACCCCUCAAGUCUGACAGCCACCUCAGCUUCCUACAGCCGACUAGCAUGACCAUUAUGUCCACCCCAGACAGCGUCCUGAGCGCGCACAUAAGCGAGGACGCUAUGAUGGACGGCGAAGACGCUUCGGAGCAGGACAUCCACCUCGCCCUGGACACGGAUGACUCCAGCUGUGGGUCCGGCAGCUCAGAAGUUGCCGCCAUACCUUUCAGGUUCAAGCCAGACUUGCCCAUGCAGGCGCUGGUGAUGGAGAAAUCCAACGAUCAUUUCAUCCUGAAGAUCCGUCAGGCGACCCCGGUUGCAGAUGUCACCCUCACUGCCGACGACAGCUUAAGUCAAACACUAACAGAAGAAGAGCAGCAUGACGUCGCAACACAGGGAAGUCCAGCAAAAGCUGAUUUGUCAGAUGAGUCGCGAAAAGGUACCAGUCCUUGCAAUGCUUUGUCCUCAAAGAACAAUGUCCCUGUCCUCACCCAGCACUCUGGGAUGCGCCAGACUGCCACUGGUGCCGAUACAUAUCUCACUGAAGAUAAAAGUUUAACACUAACUAAGGAUCCAUUCCACAAAAAAGAAGAUACGUCAGCUCAACAAAGUACCUCAAAAGGCUGUUUUUUGGCUGAAUCGCCGAAAACUCGGUCUAAAAGAACUGCUUCAGAGAAGAGUUCGCACAACGUUGCUCAACGCUCUGAUCGUUCAUUUGGGCGGAUCAGCCAGGCAACCACCAGAGAAAGUCUUCCACUCACAACUGCUGAGAGUGCAAGUCCAACACAGCACAAACGUAGUCAACAAAGUCCCUCAAAAACUUUGUCCAAGUCACAAAAAACGAUCAAUCCCUCCAAAGCUGCUGUGUUAAAUAGUCCUGCUGAAAGCCCCGAAACAAAUCAAAGGAGGAAAGUGUCACUGUCACUUGUUUCAGACUCAGAGAGAGAAACAGAGGUGUCAGAGUCGGAGAGAAGUUUCACCAUUCUGGAGGACACAAGCAGCACGCCCGAGAAAGACCACAGCGUUCACGAGAAAGGACGAAAACGGAAGAGGCACCCAGAGAAACCAAAAGCCAAGCGGUCCAGAAAGGAGGAAGAGGAGGAGAGUGUGGAAGAGAUGGUGCCUGACUCAAAGAGAGAUGAUGUCAACUCCAAAUCCUCACUUUCACCUUUGUCCCCCAACAGUCUUUAUGCCAAGAAUAUCAUCAAGAAAAAAGGGGAAGUGGUGAUAGCGUGGACCAGAGAUGAAGAUCGAGCUAUUCUUAUGGACCUGAAAAUAAAAGGUGCUUCACGUGAAACUUUCUCUGCCCUCUCUGAAAAGCUGGAUAAACCAUCAGAGCAGAUCGCUCACAGAUUUCACCAGCUCAUGAAGCUUUUUAAGAAGCAGGGGAAGACGGAGGCGUGAUGUCACCGACUGUGUCUGCUUGAUGUUUUGUUCUGCAAAUUGUUUUACACACACUGUAAAACAAUAAAGGCAGGUUCAUGUGGCACGGUGCAGGAAGAGGUGAAGCCCUGCACGCUCUGACUGUCAGCUGGAUAGAAAUACAAACGGCUAAUUUAGCCAAGCCAAGUCGGUUAAGUCAAAUGAAAAUACCUCAGAAUAACUACUUCAGACAGUGGUGACGGUAUUUUGUUUUAGAUGUUGAACUGAUUGAUUGUAUGUGUUUGAAAAAUAAUUAAAAGUGUGAAAAAUAUUAAAUCAACAAUAAUGAGUGAUAACACUGAUUUGAACGGUGAAACAUCCAGCAAACAUCUGAACAACUGUUACUGGUCAUGCACUUCCUGGUAGCAGUCACCACUUUAGUAUUGGUACUGUAUAAUUGUAGAUGUCGGCUCCUUACCGAAGUUUUACUCUUACGGCAUAAAACUUCCUGCGGGCAGAUAUGAAGAGUUUCAAAUAUGUUGGUCCCAACAACUGAACUUCAUUGUACAUCUGGUCCUAAACUCCUCAAACCUGUUUGAAAAACCGCCUUUGAGUGAGGAUAAUUCCAGACUCCAGGGCUCCUCUUAAAUCAACAGACUUGUUUAGUUCCUAGCAUUACCCAACUUGAAGCAUCACCAAUCACUAGAUUGUGAGCAAUGGGAGGGGACUGAUACUUAGAGGGGCCAUUUUAUUACAAUUCUGUGUUUUUUCUCUUCUUUUAAUGGAAUUAUAUGAGGGGGG